This is a messenger RNA of Saprolegnia parasitica CBS 223.65, 2015 nucleotides long. RefSeq lists its product as hypothetical. Bases 43 to 1881 code for a protein of 612 amino acids. The record is from RefSeq and is a predicted model, not a curated record. Lineage: Eukaryota; Oomycota; Saprolegniomycetes; Saprolegniales; Saprolegniaceae. The transcript has 2 exons.
CUCCAAAACCCAGAUCUUGUUCGGAAGAUUGGCAUUUCCACGAUGGCAGCGCAGCGCAAGAAGAAGGUGCUUGUCUCGGCGUCCAGCCAAGAGCUCCUCGACGGCCUCGUGCGUCCUGAGGCGUACGUUGCCGACCCGCACGCUGUGACCACGACGGAUGACGACGACGACGACUACGACGCCAUUGAGCUCAUCCAGACGCACAUGUCGAUGGUCUUUCUCCGGGCCAACGUCGUGUACAAGGUCAAGAAGAACGUCGACUUUGGCUUUGCGGACUUUUCGAGCGUCUACAAGCGCAUGCAAGCGUGCUUGGCCGAGACCCAGCUCAACCAGCGGCUCGCGCCCACCGUCUACCUCGGCGUCGUGCCCAUCUACAAGGACAAGGACAGCGUCAUCCGCAUGAGCACGUACGACUACUGGACCGACGCGCGCGAGAAGGACGCGACGUACUAUGCCAACGACGAGCUCGGCGAGAUCGUCGACUGGGCAGUCAAGAUGCGCCGGCUGCCCAACGAAAACACGUGUCUGCAUUUGCUCAAGACGGGCCAGCUCACGCCGACUCUGCUCCACGCGGUGGCGGCCAAGAUUGCGCGCUUCCACGUCACGGCGCGCAAGAGCCCGUCGAUCGACGCGUUUGGGAGCCCGAGUGCGAUCGCCGCCAACGUCAACGAGAACUUUGCGCAGACAAAGACGCACGCGCGCGCGGGCCUCGUCGACGCGAGCGUGUACGCCCACGUGAAGCGGCUCUCGGAGGCGAUGACGGCGGACCUCGAAGCGAUCUUCCGGCAGCGCGUCGAGCACAAGUACAUCUCGGACACGCACGGCGACCUGCGCCUCGAGCACGUGUACUUUCUCCCGACCGCUGCGAACGCACCGCUCUCGACCGCCCAGGUCGCGUCACGCUACGUGCCGCCGAUCGCGGCGUACGAGCUGACAACGUUGGACGUCUCGGCGCUCGAUGUCGUCGUCCUCGACUGCAUUGAGUUUAACGAGCGGUUCCGGUACAGUGACCCGCUCGCGGACGUGGCGUUCUUCUCGAUGGACUUGCUCCGGCUCGGGCGGCACGACCUCGCGCGGGACUUCAACAACGCGUACUUGGACGCGUCCAAGCAAGCCUCCAAGGCCAACAACCAACUGCUGCGCUUCUACACGGCCUACCGCAGCGUCGUCCGCGCCAAAGUCUCGGGCUUCCAGGCGCUCGACUCGCUCAUGCACGACACGGCGAAAUCCCGCGCCCGCGCUCAAUGCCACUGGCUCGUGGCUCUGAGUCUCUUGGCGCUGCCAGCCGACCGCCCCUUGCUCUUGCUGGUGACGGGCCUCCCCGGCUCGGGCAAGUCGUCGAUCGCCGAGGCGCUCACGGUCACCGACCCGCGCUGGGUCUGGGUGCGCUCGGACGCGGUGCGCAAAGAGCUCGCCGGCGUGCCCGUCAACGAGAAGACGCCGAGCGACCAAACGGACGACGUCUACUCGGCCGCGUCGACGCACGCCACGUACACGGCCUGCUGGUCGACGGCGCUCGAGGCGCUCACGCGGGGCCAGCGCGUGCUCGUGGAUGCCACCUUUCGGGAGCCUGCGUUUCGCUCGCUCUUUCUCGAGGGCGCCAAGCAGGUGGGCGUCAGCGUCGCCGUCGUGGUCUGCGACUGCAACCGCGAGAUCAUCAAGGGCCGCAUGGCCAAGCGCGACGAGGAGACCGUUCACGUCUCAGACGCGGACUGGGCCGUCUUUGAGAAGGUCGAGAAGAGCUGGACGCCGUUUGAGGUCGAUGCCAACCGCAUCUACAGCCUCUGCGCCACCGAAGUCUUUGAGGUCAGCACGGAAAAGCAAAAGGAGCUCAGCGUGCAGCGUAUUCGCGGCUUCUUGCGCAAGCUUGGAGUCGAGUAGUCGAUGCAUAACGCAAUACAGUAUUCCCGGUAGGUUGGCUUGUCGAUCGAUGCUCCUUGAUGGACACGAAGCAAGUGGCUGCUCAAGCUGUCGGCACCCUUGUGACGCACCGUCACGAACGGCCUUGAACGGUC